Messenger RNA from Phragmites australis (common reed), 2956 nucleotides. RefSeq names its product putative pentatricopeptide repeat-containing protein At5g43820. The coding region runs from base 281 to 1900 and encodes 539 amino acids. Gene Ontology annotation, molecular function: protein binding. The transcript is spliced from 4 exons. The record is from RefSeq and is a predicted model, not a curated record. NCBI's taxonomy places the organism in Eukaryota, Viridiplantae, Streptophyta, Magnoliopsida, Poales, Poaceae.
CCUGGGCCGUAUGUGGCCCACGCGCGCCAGAUUGGAAUAGCUGCUUCUUCCACAGACAGCAGCCAACUCUCUCCGGCCUCCGCCUCUCGCGGUCCGAUCCAUCUCGUCUCUCUCUCCCCUGAUUCGAGCGCCGCCGGCCGCCACCACCUCCCCUGAUUCUUCGUCUGCCACUCCCACCCCCCCCCCCCCAGUGACCACGAGUCAGUCGGCGCAUCGUCUUCCCCUGCUCCGCACGGAGCGCGCCUCGGCGAUCACGCUCCGGCACGGCGGAAGCGAAUAGAUGGCGGCCCGCCGCCUCCUCCACCUCCGAAGCCGCAGUUACUCCGCCUCCUCCGCCGCCGAGGACCUGGUCGUCUCCUCUCUCCGUCUCCUCUCCAUUCCCCCUCACAAGCCAACUCCACUCCCCCCUCACCUCCAUUCGAAGGACCCCUCUCCCGAUACACCAACACGUCCUCCUCCGCCGUCGCCUACCGCCCUCCUCCUCUCCACCGCCCAACGCCUCCGCGGGGUCUUCCUCCGCAAGCCCCCAGGCCGCGCCGAACUCCACCGGGCGCUCUCCUCCACGGGCCUUGAUGCCGCCGCCGCGCUCUCCCCCGAGGUGCUCGCUGACGUCGUCAACGCCGGAGACAUCGGAGGUGCUGCCACCGUCGCCUUCUUCGACUGGGCUGUCACCAACUCCAAGCCGCCCCCGUCCGUCCACACCUGCAACAUUGUCAUCAGGGCUUUGGGGAGGAAGAAAUUCUUCGACUUUCUCAAGGACACCCUGGAGAUCAUGCGCAAAAACAGUAUCUUUCCGGACCUAACAACUCUGGAGAUUAUCGUGGAUAGUCUAGUUGCCGCCAGGCAUGUCAGCAGGGCCGUUCAAAUGAUCAGUACCGACCAAUUUGGAUUCGGAAUUGGGAAAGCUUGCCACAGAAAGGAAGCCUUUACCAUCCUCAUCAGGUGCCUUUGUCGGAGGUCACAUGUAGGCCUUGCUAGCUCACUCUUGCAGGCUGCUCAUAAGGAGUUACUUGGUCUUGAUAAUCACGCAUACAAUGAGGUGGUGGGUGGCUGGGCGAGAUUUGGGAGAGUCGAUAAGCUGGAGGAGUUUUGGGCAAGGAUGCAGGAGGAUGGGCUGGUGCCAGAUGAGGUUUCACAUUGCCAUCUAAUUGAGGCGUUGGGAAGAGCAGGGCGGGUUGAGGAGGCACUCAGGGUGUUUGAGAAUAUGGUACAUGAGGGAUAUGGUCAGACUACGACGGCCUACAAUGCAAUUAUUUUCAAUUUUGUCUCCAUUGGGGAUUUAGACAGAUGCAUCAAGUAUUACAAGGAUAUGGUGGACAAGAAUUGUCCUCCUAACAUCGACACAUACCUCAAGAUGAUUAUAGCCUUUUUGAAAGAGCGCAGGGUGGCUGAUGCACUUCAAAUGUUUGAUGACAUGUUGGCUCGAGGAAUUCUGCCAAAUACUGGAGUGAUUACGUCAUUCAUCGAGCCGUUGUGCACAUUUGGGCCUCCUCACGCUGCUUUGAUGAUUUACAAAAAGAGUAGGAAGGCUGGUUGUAUAAUAUCCUUGAAAGCAUAUAAGCUUCUGCUCGAGAGGCAUGCUAAGUUUGGGAAGAGUGGAAUCGUUUUGAAGAUUUGGGAGGAGAUGCAAGGGUGUGGGUAUCCAUCUGAUAAGGAGAUUUACGAGUUUAUUGUAAAUGGGCUUUGCAAUGUGGGUAAGGUUGAUGCCGCUGUGUCUGUGGUGGAGGGAUCACUUAGGAAAGGUUUCUGUCUUGGAAGAGUUGUUUAUAGCAAAUUGAACAACAAGCUUUUGGAGAUGAACAAAGUUGAGACUGCGUACAAUUUAUUCAAGAAAGUCAAAGAUGUACGUGUAGUUGCUAAUUCUCGCAACUAUUGCCGUGCUAAUGGUUGGCAUUCCUGAGCAUAAUCAAUUUUCAUUCUAAGGGUAAAUACUGUGCUAUUCGGUUUGACUGCUGUGAGGCUGAGAGCAGUUCCGUAUGCUUUUUGGAAGUAUACUUGUUGGUGAUACACGUGAUGAAUCUAAAACUCUAAAUUAAAGUGGUGAAAGGUACAAAGGUAUGAAAAAAAGUUCAGCUGGAAUCUGGAAUAUUUGUGCUACUUGGGUUGCUCAGGGAGUAACAGAGGAUGAAGCAUGCCGUAUCCGAGAAAAUGACUGGAGUUAUACCUCAUUUAAUGAAGCAGAUUACUUGAGAACCUCUUUGGAUCAAGAUGAGACAAAUCAGAGCUGUCUUAGAGGCAGAACUGGAGCACCAACCAGAAGGCAGAGAUACAGUGCGGAGAGCAAGGGAUUUUGGCCCAAAACCCUUGAAUUUGAGGAAAAAUGUAACCAAGAAUAGAUGUCCGGUAGACCGAACACAACUAGAGCAAGUCCGAAAGGACCAUGAGGAGCAUAUAGAAAAGUUACUCCAUGGGGCUGCAGACCAACAAGGUAGCGUCAUGAAGCUACGAAGAGAGUGAUUACCAGCGUGGUGACAGAUGCCUCAUCAUCCGGACAGCAAGAUCAAUGAAAUGUUGAGAAAACAUGCUAGCACGAAAUUGUGCAAGCCAACAUCCACGCUCGGCAAUAUUUGCAUUGCGUGCACAGCAAACCAAUACUCUGAUGAAGUACCUCCAGGAGAUGAUUUAGGAUGACAAAAAGGGCACCUUCAGGUGUACACCUCAGACUAUCUUCGCAAAGCUACAAGGCGCCUAUCAUGACAUGGAUCUGUGUGGCCGGCCCAGGAGCCUGAUAUCUGAGAAGAGUGUUUUAGCGUUGGCGGUUGCAGUGGAGUGGUCUACAAACUUCCAAGAGUUUUGGGUGCAGAGUAACCACGAGCCAGGAGUUCUCCUGAAUGUAAUCUUUAUUUCAUACAAUGUGAACUUGGAUUUGGAUUGGAUAAACAACUCUGUUCUUGUAAUAAUAGUAUUCGCAUGAUCAAGUUGAGAUAAAAAUCGCUCAAAAGCUUAUUAUUCUUAA